AUGCAGCCUUCAGACGGACAUACAGUAUCGCCAGGCCAGUACCAUCAUCCACAAGAGAGAUUGGAUUUGGAGCAAAACAAUCGACCUCUCUCGCCUGGAAGAGAAUACGAAUCACCAUCGUAUCAUCAAAGGGAACCAUCGAUGGAAGGAAAUCCAGACUUUCAAAAUAGACCUCCACCAAGUGCGGAAGCAUUGGAACAAGCAAGAAAGGAAACUAAAACACUAUGGCUUGGAGGAAUUCCAUUCCACUACAGCGAUGCUGACUUGAGAAGAGUAUUUGAUCGUUUUGGAGAAGUUGCGGAAGUAAAGGUUGGAUAUUCUGGAGGACAACCAUUAGGUUAUUGUUUUAUUACUUUUCAAUCAAGGGAAAGUACGGAGAAGGCAUAUGAAGCCGUUAAAGCAGGAUUUAUUGGAGAUCAACCUCCACAAGAGGGUGUUAAUUGGAGAGUGGAUUAUGAUAUUGGAAAAGAAAAAAAGAAGGAGUUAGGAAUACCACCAAGUAAAGGAGGAAUGAGAGGAAGAUUUAGAGGACGCGGAUUUCAUAGUAACGUUGUUGGAAGAAGAUUUGAUGGACCACCAAUGAGGAGAGGAGGAUAUCGUGGCGGAGGUGUGUAUCAUGGUGGACCACCACAUGGAGGAUAUGAAAGAAGAUCUUCACCUCCAUACAAUCCACCACCAUAUGGAAUUCCACCUCCAUUGGAUAAUGGUCCACCUCCAACAAAUUAUCACCCUCCACAUCAUGAGCCACUACAUCAUUAUCCUCCUCCUUCACAUCAUUAUCCUCCUCAUAAUGGAAGGGAAAGACCAUACUAUGGAAGUGGUGUGUCACAUCGAUAUGAACCAUAUGGAAGAGGACCUCCAUCACAUCAUGGUUACAGAGGAGGGUAUAGAGGAGGAAGAACUUAUAGUCCACCACAUCAACAAGAAAAUAGAUUGGAUCAUUCAUCAAGUCCUCCACACAAUUAUUCUGGAGGAGGCGAUAGAGGAGAUGGGGGAAAUAUGGAACCAAGAAGGAGACCUGAUGUUGGUCAACAACACCCACCUCCAAAUAAUUGGUAA
Naegleria lovaniensis is the source of this 1059-nucleotide messenger RNA. RefSeq lists its product as uncharacterized. The transcript has 3 exons. Bases 1 to 1059 code for a protein of 352 amino acids. Gene Ontology annotation, cellular component: ribonucleoprotein complex. Gene Ontology annotation, molecular function: RNA binding. The record is from RefSeq and is a predicted model, not a curated record. NCBI's taxonomy places the organism in Eukaryota, Heterolobosea, Eutetramitea, Acrasida, Naegleriidae.